Messenger RNA from Aethina tumida (small hive beetle), 6833 nucleotides. RefSeq names its product transient receptor potential cation channel trpm (gene Trpm). Gene Ontology annotation, biological process: protein tetramerization; monoatomic cation transmembrane transport. The transcript is spliced from 29 exons. NCBI's taxonomy places the organism in Eukaryota, Metazoa, Arthropoda, Insecta, Coleoptera, Nitidulidae. Bases 175 to 5325 code for a protein of 1716 amino acids. The record is from RefSeq and is a predicted model, not a curated record. Gene Ontology annotation, molecular function: monoatomic cation channel activity. Gene Ontology annotation, cellular component: membrane.
CCGUCGGGUAGUGUGCAAGUGGACGGUGAAGUGCAUGUGUAUUUUUCGCGUGGAAAUACAUUUCAUCAACGCAUGAUAGGUGCCACCGCCACAUAUACAAGGUGGACCAGGAAACAAUGGUAGAAGCUACGUCAUUAUUGGCGGUGUUGUCCAGUGAAAUCACUCGCAGUCAGCAUGAGGAAGUCAAAAUUGCAUUCGAAGACGCAUUCAUAUGCAUAUUUGGAUAAACCCCGCGUGAAACGGCGCCAUGGCAUUCUAGACUCAUUAGUGAACUCAUUAACGACAUUUUUGUGGCCUGUGGCGAAUCCAUUUUCCCCAACCCCAACCAGAAGCUGGAUCGAACAAACUUUCCACAAGCGCGAGUGUUCCCGAUUCAUAGUCCACGCGAAAGACGAAUCAAGAUGCUGUUGCGGCCGUAGUUUUGAUCAACACAAACAUCUGGCUGAAAACAACCCAUCACUCACACCGUUCGGUUGCGAGAUAUGGUUCCCCAGCAAGUGUACCGUGGCUCUACCCACAGACGCUUAUGGUAUACUCGAGUUCCAGGGUGGACCUCAUCCAUCCAAAGCCCAAUAUAUCAGGGUAGCCCACGAUACCAAACCCGAACACUUAAUGCAACUCAUCACUCGCGAAUGGUGUCUCGAACUGCCAAAACUGCUCAUCUCUAUUCAGGGCGGCAAAGCCAACUUCGAACUUCAGCCAAAGCUCAAGAAGGUGCUCCGAAAGGGUUUGCUCAAAGCUGCUCGUUCAACUGGUGCAUGGAUUUUUACGGGGGGAACGAAUACAGGAGUGACGAAACAUGUUGGAGAUGCCCUUUUGCUAGAAAGAUCUCAAAGAACUGGUCGGGUGAACACACUAGGAAUUGCGCCAUGGGGAAUAGUGGAGAACAAUCAAGAUCUAAUAGGUCAUAACACUGAAGUACCAUAUCAUUCUAUAUCAUCACCGAGAUCUAAAACGGCGGCCUUAAAUAACAGACACGCAUAUUUCCUGCUGGUAGAUAACGGAACUGUGGGAAAAUAUGGUGCUGAAAUUAUCCUCAGACGUAGACUAGAAAAGUAUAUAUCAAAACAAAGGCUAUAUCCAUUUACUCAAAGUCCUAUUCCGUUAGUAUGCCUAGUAAUAGAAGGCGGAACAAAUACAAUAAGGGCCGUACUGGAAUACAUCACAGACGAACCUCCAGUACCAGUGGUAGUUUGCGAUGGUUCCGGACGAGCAGCCGACAUAAUCGCUUUCAUGUGCAAAUACGAGUACAGCGUCGUGAAGACCAUGAAAGAGUACAUAGUUGCCACCAUCCAACGAGCCUUUGAAGUACCUAUAGAGCUGGCGGAAGGUUUAUUUUGUGAACUUUUACAGUGUGUCGAAAAUAGACAUUUGAUAACAAUAUAUCGGAUAGCCGACAAAUACGACCAAAAACCUCAGGAAUUGGAUCAAACUGUGCUGACUGCCCUAUUCAAAUCCCAGCACCUGUCACCCACUGAACAACUCAGUUUGGCCCUCACCUGGAACCGAGCAGACAUUGCACGAUCGGAGAUUUUCGUGUACGGUCAGGAAUGGCCAGCUGGAGCCCUCGAAGAAGCCAUGAUGAAGGCUCUGGAGCACGAUCGGUGCGAUUUCGUCAAACUACUUCUAGAAAAUGGUGUUAGCAUGAGGAAGUUUUUAACAAUUCCAAGGCUGGAGAAUUUGUAUAACUCCAAACAAGGGCCUAGUAAUACUCUGAGGUAUAUAUUGAGGGAUGUUCGGCCUCAUAUUCCGGCAGGUUACGUCUACACACUCCACGACAUCGGAUUAGUCAUAAAUAAAUUGAUGGGUGGAGCUUACAGGGCCUUUUACACUCGAAGGAAAUUCAGGCCUAUUUACGCAAAAGUAAUGAACAAAGGACAAAGUAUGCAGGGAAAUUCCACGGCCUAUGCCAAACAGUUUGGCAACGCCAUGAGCCUAUUGGCUCAAGCAUUGCCUAGCAGCGCUAACCCUUGUCUUUUUGACUAUCCAUUCAACGAAUUAUUGAUCUGGGCUGUAUUGAUGAAGAGGCACAAAAUGGCCUUGCUAAUGUGGCAGCAUGGUGAAGAAGCCCUGGCUAAAGCCCUUGUGGCUUGUAAGCUAUACAAAGCAAUGGCACACGAGGCAGCUGAAGAUGACAUGGAAACUGAAGUCUAUGAAGAACUUAGAAGUUACGGCAAGGAAUUUGAAAACAUCGCAUUGGAAGUACUGGACUAUUGUUAUAGACAAGACGACGACAGGACGCAACACCUAUUGACGUGUGAAUUACAAAACUGGUCAGGACAAACUUGUCUUAGUCUUGCUGUAGCAGCUAAUCACAGAGCAUUACUAGCGCAUCCCUGCUCACAGAUUAUUUUGGCCGACUUAUGGAUGGGGGGCUUACGAACUCGUAAAAAUACCAACAUAAAAGUUAUUUUAGGAUUAAUUUUUCCACCGUACAUUCUGAAACUCGAGUUCAAGUCGAAGGAAGAACUGCAACUUAUGCCCCAAACAACGGAGGAGCAUUUAGAAAAUGAGAAUGAUGAUGAUGAUAAAUCUGAUUCCGAAAAAAAUCCUGAUGGAGAGAAGCGCACUAGAAGUCUGAGUAUGAGAGGCAGAACAACGGCGUCGCAAGGCGUAAAGGCACUACUCACCGAGAACUUCAUCCCACGAGACACCAUCGUCCACGAGAACGGUAAGGUCAUGCCGGACAUGGACGAGCACAAGUACCAUCAUAUCUAUUAUGCAGAUACUUACCUGGACUUGGUGCCCAAGAACAAGGAGCUCAAGGUCCGGAAAAAAUUCAAUGAGUUUUACACAGCGCCAAUCACCAAAUUCUGGUCAAACUCCGUUGCUUACAUAUCAUUCCUGGUAAUCUUCAGCUACACUGUGUUAGUAAAAAUGGGCCCAAUGCCGAUAUGGCAAGAGUGGUUUUGCAUAGCUUUCAUUUGCUCGUUAGGUUGUGAGAAACUCAGAGAAUUAUUCUCAUCAGAACCGGUAGGAGCCACACAGAAACUGGCGGUUUGGUCAUGGAACAUGUGGAACCCUUGUGAUAUGGCCGCAGUGAUGUUGUUCUUAACCGGUGUCUGUCUGAGAUUUCAGGCCGAUACAUUUGAAGCAGGAAGGGUUAUUUACUGUGUGAAUUGUAUUUAUUGGUACCUUCGUAUUCUGAAUAUAUUAAGUGUAAAUAAAUAUUUGGGACCACUGGUAACCAUGAUGGGUAAAAUGGUUAAAAACAUGAUAUAUUUCGUAGUCCUCUUGCUGAUAGUCCUCAUGAGUUUUGGAGUAGCCAGACAAGCAAUCCUCUUUCCAGACACUGAACCGAAUUGGGGCAUUGCCAGAGACGUGUUUUUGGAACCGUAUUUCAUGUUGUAUGGUGAAGUGUACGCGGAUAAGAUCGAUCCUCCUUGUGGCGAAGAAGGAGAACCUGAAUGUCAGACCGGAAGAUGGGUUGCACCGACGAUAAUGUCCAUUUACUUAUUAGUUGCGAACAUUCUUCUAAUUAAUUUGUUAAUUGCUGUGUUCAACAACAUUUUUAAUGAAGUUAAUGCUGUAGCCCAUCAAGUAUGGAUGUUCCAAAGAUUUACCGUGGUUAUGGAAUACGAACAGAAGCCCAUAUUGCCUCCUCCUUUUAUUGUGUUUUCACAUAUCUAUUUGUUGUUUAAAUUUAUAAGAAGAAAAAUGGACGGUAAGGAGGAGAUGUUCGAUAAUGGUCUCAAGCUAUUCUUGGACAGAGACGAAAUGGAACGUCUGUAUGAUUUUGAAGAAGACUGUGUCGAGGGUUAUUUCGCUGAGCAAGAAAGUAAACUACAGCAAAGUACGGAAGAACGAAUAAAGGUUACAACUGAAAGAAUUGAACAUCUUACACAGAAAGUUGAAGAUAUACACAGCAAGGAAAACAUGCAGACGACAUUACUUCAAAAUUUGGAAGUUCGUUGUCGUAAAUUCACUGACCAAAUGCAAGAUAUCACUACGGAAUUGGAAUGUCUCAGGUCUAUUGUUUCCAACUACAAUCUGCCGUCCACCGAAAAACCUAUGGGACCUGAGGAGCCCAGAGAGAGGAUCUCAAGCGAAAAAUCUGAGCAAGGUUCUGAUGAUUUAACUCUUCUUGCUGCGCCGACAUCCAUGAGGAAGAGGACUAUCGUCAGAUCCCUCACAGAGGUUCGGCCCGAUGCUUAUAUCUUUGAUAAUGGACAGCACAUUGAGUACCGCUACGAUGAAGAGGAAGAAGAUCUGGACGAUGCAAUUUCCGUCUCUGGAAGUAGAAAGGAACUAAGCAUUCCAAGGCAAAGGACACGCUCAACCGACUCCAAAGCUUCAAUAGAAAGUCGCGAACCAGAAGAACUAUCCGCGGACGAUUUGGCAGCCUUGAGUCUGGACAUCUUGAGGAACAGGGCUGCACAAAAACGAAGGGACUCAACAGGAACCGCCAGAAGAGGUUCCGAAAGUGGCGACGAGUCGUCCCAGCCGUUGUCUGCCAGCAAACCGUCCCUGUCCAAACGGCAAUUCAGCCAGACGCAGAGCGAACCCGAAUCGUCGGAACCGCCCCUUUCGACGGGCAGUCUGCAGAACUGCGCGCAGCUGGAGCGCAGCGUCACCUUCACCGAACCUAAGAUCAAGGUGAUACCGCCCCCCGGGAAGAGGAGUGCGUUGUUGAUGCACAUGCACACCGAGUACACGAGCAUCACCGACGAGUUGGAGAGUGUGUGUGGUUUGCUGAGUCCGCCGCGGACACCUGGACUAUUGAGUCCGCCGAGGCCAGAUCAGUCGCCGCCAAAUCAACUAGGGCUAGGUUUUGGGAAAAAGCAAAUUUUGCUAACAGCAUGUUUUAGUGACCCAUUCCUACAACUUCAAGGCCACCGUAAACGUAAUGCAUCAGAGAUGUCGAACCCGGAGAUCGCGAUCAAUUUCGAAAAGGAACACUUGCGUAGCGCGGAGGAGAGCGACUACAUGGUAAUGGAAAACUUAAUUCAGCGUCGAUACGACGAAGAAGAGGAAGAAACUCUUGAACCAAAUCCAGCCCUGCUCAGUGUUGUCACCGAAACCAGGGAAUUCAGGAUCAAUUCCUGGCCAAAUAGGAUGCUGCGAAGGUCGAGUGCCAUCGAAUCCGACGUGCCCGCCAAAACUCCCCAUCUAGGAGAGUCAAGUGGAGAAUCUGGAGAGCGACAAGAUUCGUCGGAAUCUCAUACAAGCUUCGAUAUGACUGCUGUCAUUGGUCAACCUCCGAUGCCGCAGCGACCUUCCAUCGUUAUAGAUUCCUCUCAACUACCUACGAUGCAACGUGAGGUCGAACUGGCGAAGUCUGAAUCAAAGGACAGCCUGCACAUGCAAUCGGAAACCAUGUGCUGAGACGUUAAAAAGUCUCUUUUAUUUAUUCGUUGUCGUGUCAUAUUCGUUCUGGUUUGAAAUUUAGCAUGAUUGGGAUAGAUCUGUCCAUUAAAAAAUUGUAGAUUUAUCAAUGUUGUCUCAAGAAUUAAAAGUGUUGUUGCCCAAAAAUGCGCGUGUAUAUUCACAUCAGAACAAGGCAUUAGCUUAAAAAUUUAUAUACCGAUUAGAGAUAUUUGUAGUUGCUCUCUAAAUUGGCAAUAAACGGUAUCAUGUCAUGUAAUUUAUUUAAUAAGAAUUUAGUAAUUGUGAGUGAUAGGCGUUUCUGAAAAAAUAGAACUUUUACUGUCAACUACAGAUAUGUCGGUACGUAGUUAUGAACUAUUCAGAGUAUUUUAUUCUUAUUCUUAGGAUAAAUAAAUGCAUAUAUAUUUCAAAUAAUCUCUACCCAGUCUUUCCUAAAACAAUUAGUGAACAGUACAAAAUUUCUGACAAGGUUUUACUUACUUGUUGACUUUAGCCGUUUAGUUCAAAACCCACAAAAAAAUAAACUAUAUAAUUCACACAUGUAAAUAACUUGACCAAAACUGAUCUAGUUGGUUAGAUUAUUAGUAAAAAUAGUUCUUGAAAAAAGUUUGUCUGCUGAAUAACUGAAUUUUAUACCUACUCUAUAGGUAGACACUUGUAUCACUCUUAUCUUGUAACUAUCAUCUGUAAAAUGCAUUACUCAACUUUAGAGAAUUUUCAAAAGAUUAAUGUAGAUCCUCGAAUUUUUGUAAUAUCAUUGCUUAUUUGUUUUUUAUAACUUGAUUAUUUCAAAUCUAGAAUUAGUUUUAUCAAUAUACAAUUAUUUAUAUUACACAAUUUUGUAUGCAAUUUUAAAGUCAAAUUAUUUCUGCUGAGACUUUCUCUAUUUUCUUCCAAAUUUUUUAGCGUGUGAAUUUUUUAAAACACGUUUAUAAAUUAGAAGUUGGCAAUAACUAUAAUCUUUUUCUAAUUAUGUGUAAUUUUGUUCUUGAUAAAUUUCAAUUAUUGUGAUAUUUUCAAAAUGAUAUAGGACUCUCCAAUCUUUUCUUUCACACACAAAUCAAUAAUAAUAAAAGGCCUAGUAACUGAUAUUGUAUUUUGCACAAAAUGGGGAAUCCAGUAUCCAAGCACACUUAAUUAAUUGUAAGUAAUAAAAUUUUGACAAUAUUGUAGAAGUACCCAAUCAAAACGUUACGGUAGAAAUACAUUAAAAUUCAAAUUGCCUAGUCAGUAAUGGGUUAAAAUGUGACAGAUUUUACUUUAUUCGGCUGACGAAUUAUGUCUUCAAAAACAAAUAGGUAGUCUAAAGAAAACAAAAACCGACUAAACCUUGUCGGCCUUAGGUACUUUUUCUUUAAACUAUCUAAUUGGGACAACCUCACACAAUCAAAUAAGUCUUUGCCUUAUUUUUGUGUAUAUAAUUGAAUAUUGUAAAAAUAUGUAGCUCAUAGUAGUGCUCAAGUGUAGAGUAGCAAUAAAUUGUCGUAAAAUAGGUCAAAAAAUAA